CGUCGCCAGCUGGUUGCAGAACUCGUUCAAGAUGACAGCAGCCGAAGCUAGUGGCGAGGCGGCCGCGGCUGGCAGCGCGCUGGACCUCAGAGCCGCGCCGCUGUCUCUUCACAUCCCGACCCUGCAGCCGCCUGAGCCGCAGCGCUUCAAGAUGCAAGACUUCUGGAGUCGCAGCCGGCCAGCCUCCCCUCACGAACCCAUGGAGGCUCACAACCAGCCAGGCCCGGCGCCACCGACCCCACAACCGCCAGCCACUCCAGACCACAAGAUGAUCACUGAAAAAUUAGUCAAUGAAAUACAGCAGCAACAGUCGCCGUCAGCUGAUUCUACGAUGAGCGAGAGAUCGCUUGUUCCGUUUGCACUGCCCCAACAACAGUCGCCAACGACGGACGGGGCGCCGCUCGGAGACCGCGCCGCCAUGUUGCCGUUCGCUUUGGUAAAUUUCCUCAAUAGCCUGAAUAUCGAUCAACAAGCGAGAUCCGGACAGAGCAUCAGCGAGAGAACGCUGGAGGAAUGCUGGUCGACACUUCAGCGAAUAUUCAUGCACAAAAGCGCCAUGCAGAUGCACGCCCGGGAGCUCCAGCGGGGUCUGGGGGGCGAGGUGAAGCCCCAUCAGUGCCAGCAGUGCCUCAAGUCGUUCAGCUCGAACCACCAGCUGGUCCAGCACAUCAGGGUCCACACGGGCGAGAAGCCGUACAAGUGCUCCUACUGCGACAGGAGAUUCAAGCAGCUGAGUCACGUCCAGCAGCACACGAGGCUCCAUACAGGCGAGCGGCCAUAUAAAUGCCAUCUACCAGACUGCGGGCGGGCCUUCAUCCAGCUGUCGAAUCUGCAGCAGCACCUCCGGAACCACGACGCCCAGGUCGAGCGGGCCAAGAACCGGCCUUUCCACUGCAACAUCUGCGGCAAGGGCUUUGCCACGGAGAGCAGUCUGAGGACCCACACGGCCAAGGAGCUUCAGCUGCACCUUGGUGUUUUGCAGCAACACGCGGCUCUCAUGAUAGGUGGCGCCACUGCCACUCCAUGCCCGAUAUGCCACAAAGUUGUGUUCGGGGGCGAAGCCCUAGUGGAACACAUGAAGAAUACACACAAGGACCCGAACGCGUCCGGCGUUGCCAGUCCUCCUGCGACAUCACCGUACCCAGCUCAAACUAAACCUACUGAUCCUUAUAUAGCCAAGCGGCGGACCGCGAACCACCCGUGUCCUGUCUGCGGUAAACAUUACGUCAACGAAGGGUCCUUGAGGAAGCAUCUGGCCUGUCAUCCAGAGACGCAGCUCACCAGCGGCCUGCGCAUGUGGCCUUGCUCCGUCUGCCAAGCUGUGUUCACGCACGAAAGCGGACUGCUGUCCCACAUGGAGCAUAUGAGGAUGGAGCCUAAGCACCAGUUCGCGGCUCAGUACGUGCUGUCCCGCGCGGCAGCCGAGCGCCGGGAACGAGACAUCCUCGCGGCAGUGUCAGCCUCCGCUGGAGGAUCCGGCCUCCUCAAUCUAGCGCCGCCCUCUCCCGCACACUCAGACUCCUCGUCUAACGGGCGACUGUCUUCAUCAGCCGGCUCCGAAGCCGGGGUGGCUGUCAACAAACUCUCAGAUUUAUUGCGCUCGGCGAACAACGGGCAUCAAGCAUACGGAGACGAGAGGGUCGCGGCCAUCGCAGCGGCCGCAGCGAACAUGAUGGCGCAGCCCGGGGAGGGGCCGAAUGCGGUACAGGUGGCCGCCGCGAACCUCGUGUCGGCCAUGAGGCAACAGCUCGCCCGGGAGCCGCCGCCGACGCAGCCCCCCGCUGAUAAUCCACCCGCGCCAUCCGAAGCCGCCCUCAGGAUCCAGCAAGCUGAAGCCCUACUGCGGAGUCAGGCCGAGGCGCUGCGACUGGCCGUCUCACAGGCCGCGCAGGCGCAGGCGCAGGUCCACGCCCCUGAGGCCGUCAGUCCCUUGAGACACAACGGAAGAUUCCCACCGCAGCCACCGAACGACGCGACUGGGCAGCUGUCCCCAGAGCUGGUCGAGGCGUUCCGGAUCGCGCAGGAACAGAGACUGGAGCAGGCGCUGCGGCUGCACGACCCGAGGAUGUUGGGCUUCAACCUGCCAUCGCCCGUGCAGCAGGCGGCACAGCAGGCGGUCGCGGCACAGCAGGCGGCUGCGGCACAACAAGCCGCGCAGCAAGUCGCACAAGCCGCCCAAGCCGCCCAGGCCGCCCAGGCUGCCCAGGCCGCCCAGGCUGCCCAGGCUGCCCAGGCCGCCCAGGCCGCCCAGCACGCGGCCCAACAAGCCGUCCAACAACAACACAUGCAGCAGCAAGCCGCCCAGGCCGCCCAGCAAGCAGCACAACAAGCUGUCCACCUCCAACAGAACCCGCAACCAUGAAAAUUCACCUAUUACUAAUCCGACGCGAUUUCAAUACAUCCAAUAGUAGUUAGUGAUUUAUGGAAUAUACAAGACUAAGUAUUAAUUUUGCGAACGAAAAAUAAAAUAACAAAUAUAUACAUACAUACAUAUAUAUAUAUUUCCAUAGUAUUUUUAGAACGAAACAUUUAUUUGGUCGAUCGGAGCAUAAAUCGAAAUCGCCUCUGGUUAGUAAUCGAUUUUAUUAAGGCUACGAUUUUAUUCAAUUACAAUCGCCAUACAAUCGAAACAAAAUCGUUGAGUUCACUUUGACAUAACAUAAAGAAAAUUCAACAAACGUAAAUAAUUGAUUAUAUGUUUAUACAUAUAUAGCUCUAACCGUUGUAUAUAGAGAGGAGUUAGCGGAAACAAUUAAUGUAAUGUAAAUAAUAAAUAAAUAAAUAUAUAUGUAUUAAAAGUAAAAUUGACAAAAGGAAUUAUGAAAAGGAACAAAAACUCGCCCGAACAAUUUAGAUAUAGUCCGACUUCAACAAAGGUUUGUAUGAUUAGUGCAAUCUUUUUAAACAUAAUUAUAUUGUUUAUUUGUUUUCAUUGUAUUUUACACUUUGUUUUUCGUGUUUAGUGCCCUUAGUGCUAAUUUAUGAAGUGCCAAAACUGUUUUUAAGCACUCUCUUUAAGCACCGGACGGAGCUUUGCGAACACGUAAUCGACGAUUGGUAGUUAAAAAGUUUUUUUUUUGUUUUUUUUUUUUUUUUACUUUUUCAUGCAAUAACACGUCUUAUGCUAGUCACAUUUUGAAGCGCGCAUAUAUUUAUUUUCAUAUACAUAUAAUAUAAAACAUACAUAUUUUUUUAAUUUUUAUUUUCUGUUUUAUUUAAAUUUUUUGUUUUUGAACAUUUUAUUUAAAAAAAAAGUUUCAUAUUAUAUAUUAUUUCGAAUGCCAUACUAGAUAAUAACAAUUGUAAAUAUAUUUAAAUUAAAAAAAACAAAAAGCUCUGUAAACAGUAUCGAAGCUUCAAUGAUUGAACUUUUAAUUUUAUAAUAAUUCGAGACAGAUAAAAUUAAAUAUUUGAACUAUUUACAAUAACAAAAGUCUGUAUCGAAAAAAUAUUUCCUUACAGAAGACUGCCGAUUUUAUUAUCAACAUAUUAAUAAUUAUUUUGUAAAUACAUUUUUUACUAAUACAAAAAAAAAAGAUAUUGGAUUGAAUUUAUGUAACGGAAAUUGAAUUGUUUUAUCGAAAUUCUAAUUUUAUACGAUAAUUUAAUGCCAUUAAGUGAUAAUGUACAAGAAAAUAGCGCCUUCUCACUGAACAAGUCACGUAGUCCACCAACGGACACUAGACGGGGGCGGCGCCCGGGCCCGCCGGAACCGCGCCCCCGACCCGACACGAGACCCACACGAGACAUUCUACUCAACACGGAUGCUCAGCCCAAGUUCAUAAAUAUACAUAAUUAUUUAUCGUUUCAUUUUCACAUUACAAUACGUAUUUUUAAAUGUACACACAAUAGCCCAGAUGAUCAUAUAAACAAAUACAUUGGAGUACAAUCAUGUGCUCGGAGUUGCCAUUGCAAUAGUCUUACAGUAAUAUUUCGGGUCCGCGGACAGCCUGCCCCCCCCUUGGGAGCUGCCCCCCGGGGACGAAGGGGGACAGGGGGGGCAGACUUUGCGCGGACAUUUUUUUGUUUUUUUUUAAUACUAAGGGAAUGUCAAGUGUUGCCGAAUUUAUUUAAUGUAUUAUCAUCAUGUCUUAUAAAUGUAAGGAAGAGGCGGACUACAAUGAUUUUUGAUUAGAAAGACGUUUCCUGUUCGUUGUUUGAAUCAAUCGAUAAUUCUUGUAGUCCGCGCCGUAUGUGCGUAUAUUCGUAAUAGUUAAGAUAAAUAGUAAGCUGAAUUUUUAAUGUACGUAAUUAUUUCAUACUUGUAUUAUCAACAUCGGGACGGAUGGUACGGGAACUUGCAUACCGAACCGCCGUGCCGAUGGGACGUAAUAAUAAUAAUAAUAAAAAAAAACAAACGAACAAUAGCCCAAAUAUUGUAUUUUAUGAUUUCACUUGAUUUCUUAGUUAUUAUUCGUUGAACACACAAAAACAUUUGGCGGGUUUUAUCUAUUAUUUUUCUUUUUAUUUUGGUGUGAAACGGCCAGCAACAUCGGACGCGAAGCUCUAACUAUUGGUACGUUUUCUCGGAAACGUUUGGAGACGAGAAAAAAAAAAGAAUAAUUCGAAUUUCGAAUCCACGACCACAGAAUAACAAACAGAUUAUGACUAAACAUGAACCAACAUUUGAAAGAUGAUCGCUAUUUAUGUAAAAAAACACACACACACACAAAAAGGUCCUCAUAAAUAAAUACUUGUAAAAGAUAAAUUUUUUAAAUGUAACAACAAAAGAAGUUCCUAUCAAAAUAUUGUAUAAAAUGUAUUGUUUUUUAAAUUUAGGUCUUAGUGGAGAGAGAUGGAGGUGGUGAAAAAAUUUACGAACGUUCGGAUAUUUUUAAAAGUUAUUUAAAACUAAAAAUACGAAAAAAAAAAUUAUAAUUAAAAUUAAUAAUAAUAUUAAUAUUAAUGAAGAAUUAUUGAAAUUUAUCGCGCCCGGGCACCGAACCCGGGCCGAGAUGUACAAAAAGAAAGCACGGCUCGUGAAUCCUAAGAUUAGAUGUGUAGAUCGCGAUUUACGUUUCCCGGGAAAGUGUUCAAAUCUGCGUCGUGAUUCCGCGGGCUUAAUACACACUAAAGCAUGCUUGUGAUUGAAAAAUUCAAGCAUGAUUUUGGGUGAUUCAAAAUUUUGACGUGGUGAUGUGACGCGUAAUGACGCGGUCACGCGGAAUCGUGACGCAGCAAACUGUGAUCAAAAAAAAAGCGAAAUAGUCAUAUCGUGUCAGCGAGGAUGUCCGUUACCUUAAGUUUUCAACAAUUUUUCAAUGUAACAAAAUAACAAUAACAACAAAACAAAACAAAAAAAAACAUCUUUUUCUACGCGUUUCUAUUUUAUUCUUUUGUUUUUUUUUACGGAAAAAAAUUAAAAACCAAUCUUCUUAAUAGAUAAAUACGUACAUAACUAAAACGCGGUUCACGCGUUGUUUGCGCGCGUUCUCCCGUAAGCGUCCGCGUUAUAAGCGCUCGCGCUAUAGCGGCUCAGCUUUACGGAAAACGCUUGUAUUAGUGUCAAUAGGUCGGAUUUCUUUCGAAUUAAUAAACUACGUGGUAUUUUUAAUGGCCACGUCGCGUGCGUCAUGUGUGCGCUGUCAGCUGACUCUUUACAUUUAAAUGGAUACGACACAAUUUUUUUUUUAAAUAUACAUUAGUUUAAUUGGCUAAUUAAAAAAGUUGAUUCGUUACGUUUUUCAAAGGUUUCGUUGUUAAAGAUGAAGAUAACGAAAAAAUAAAUAAAUAAAUACAACAAAACGCGAAUGUUUUGAAAUUACCUAGUUACCAGCGCGCGCUGCUUCUCGCGUUGGAGCUGAUGAUUAAAUUUGAGAUAUUCGCGUUGGGACAAACAUCGAUUCGGGUCUGACAACGACGUAUCGAUUACAUUACAUUAUUUUUGAAGUGAAACUUCUUUAGGCGCAUGAGGGUAAAAUUUUUACAGAACGUCACGCAGGUAUGCAACGGAAGUGACAUCAAACUACUAUUGAAAUUAAGUACUUGUCAAAUGUCAGUAGUAGUAGUUGUUGUAUUUUUCCAACUGGAAAGGCAAAUGUAUCAUACGAUACAGCCUAAUAUUUUAUAUUUUUUUUGUGAAAAAUGUUAAUAGGAAUUGAAAUGAAAUGAAAAGAAUUUGGAACAUUAAUCAAAUAGCAUGAAAUUAAAUUAGUCAAUUCAAUUGGCAAAAUAUUAGUCAUUUACAAUUUAGAAAUCUAAACAUAAUGUGACUGUCAACACUGAGGUUUGAGAUUGAAAUUUGACAGACUUUUGGCGGGGGAACAUAUCUUCCUUUUUCCCUUCCUCUAAGUCUCGGAAAUCUAAAGUUUUAGAUUUGUAUAAAUAUAAGCAAGACUUAUAAAUUAGUUCGCCAAAAAAGUUUCACUUCUGACAUGUGUACUUUGUACGCACGCACUUUU
Bombyx mori (domestic silkworm) is the source of this 6401-nucleotide messenger RNA. RefSeq names its product zinc finger protein 628. The transcript is spliced from 9 exons. NCBI's taxonomy places the organism in Eukaryota, Metazoa, Arthropoda, Insecta, Lepidoptera, Bombycidae. Gene Ontology annotation, molecular function: chromatin insulator sequence binding. Gene Ontology annotation, biological process: regulation of transcription by RNA polymerase II. Gene Ontology annotation, cellular component: chromosome; nucleus. The coding region runs from base 32 to 2362 and encodes 776 amino acids. The record is from RefSeq and is a predicted model, not a curated record.